Molecule: messenger RNA, 795 nt
Organism: Portunus trituberculatus (swimming crab)
Lineage: Eukaryota; Metazoa; Arthropoda; Malacostraca; Decapoda; Portunidae
Exons: 3
Coding region: 1-477 (158 amino acids)
Source: RefSeq, a predicted model, not a curated record
AUGCGUUCAGGUAUUAGACAUGUCAGGGAUACGAAAACUGUUUCCUGUCUUGAAAUUUAUUGGGAACUCGGCUGUCGUGCUUCAAGGGUAGACGAGAACGAAGCAAGAUCAGUAGCUCAGGAUGGCAGUGAGAGCAGUAGUACUUCAGACACCACGCCCGCUACAUCUUUCAGUCUCCACGCCACCACCGACCCCUCGAGUCUACGCAGCCCAGUGGCCGUGUGUGUCUUGGCGUUGGGCGUGACGUGCAGCAACGGUGGUAAUAGCAACGGGAAGCUUGAUGCACAGCACAGCACAGCACAGCACAGCACAGCGGAGAGAUUGGUGGAGUUGACGAUCCAAAGGCCUGACUCCACAGCGGUAAUGAGCCUUGUGUACCUUGCACUGUCUUCACUGACAACGCCCACUACUAACCCCUCUGCCUCCGCCACCGUUUCAAGAUCAGGGAAGGACUCUGCCUUGCAUCGCGCACUGUGAUGGUCGCCGCCCCCGCCCCCGCACCCGCCGCCGCCGCUGCUGCUGCUGCUGCUGCUGCCGCUAAGGGAGAAUAGUUUGUUGAGUGGAUGACGGCGCGUUCACUGACCCUCUCCCCAUCACCCUACCAACUCCGGCCACCCACCCCCCUGCCACCAGACACCUGCUACACCACCACUACCGCCGGCUCCGUCCAGUGAAAGAUUCAUCGCAGACCUGCCAUUCAACGCCUGCCGCCGCCGCCACCACCACCACCUCCUUAUGGUGGUGUCACUGUACCUGGAGCUGUUGUCAUGAUUGAAUAAUAAAUUGUGAAGAAAU